AUGUCUUCCGCUGCCUGUAUUUUCUGCAAGAUCAUCAAGGGUGACAUCCCUUCAUUCAAGCUCUUUGAGAGCGACAAGGUCUUUGCUUUCCUCGAUAUCCAGCCGCUCAGCCGUGGCCAUGCGCUCGUGAUCCCUAAGUUCCACGGCGAAAAGCUGACCGACAUCCCUGAUGAGGACCUGCUUGAGAUCCUGCCUGUCGCGAAGAAAAUUGCCAAGGCCAGCGGUGCUGUGGAUUUCAACAUUCUGCAAAACAACGGCCGCAUUGCGCACCAGGUCGUUGACCAUGUCCACUUCCACAUGAUCCCCAAGCCCAACGAGAAGGAGGGUAUGACCAUUGGAUGGCCUCAACAGGCUACGGAUAUGGAUAAGCUCAAGGCUCUCCACGAGGAAAUCAAGUCGAAGAUGUAA
This is a messenger RNA of Penicillium paradoxum, 408 nucleotides long. RefSeq names its product HIT family protein. Lineage: Eukaryota; Fungi; Ascomycota; Eurotiomycetes; Eurotiales; Aspergillaceae. Bases 1 to 408 code for a protein of 135 amino acids. Gene Ontology annotation, molecular function: catalytic activity. The record is from RefSeq and is a predicted model, not a curated record. Gene Ontology annotation, biological process: nucleotide metabolic process. The transcript is spliced from 6 exons.